Molecule: messenger RNA, 5827 nt
Organism: Danio aesculapii
Lineage: Eukaryota; Metazoa; Chordata; Actinopteri; Cypriniformes; Danionidae
Gene: cttnbp2nlb
Product: CTTNBP2 N-terminal like b
Exons: 5
Coding region: 114-1853 (579 amino acids)
Source: RefSeq, a predicted model, not a curated record
UAUUUUCGGCCGGGACAGCGCAUCAGCAGCUCGGGCAGCAGAGAAAGUGAGAAAUAACUCCGUAAACUGGGAUAUCUGCAAUUGCGAGGGCCGAUGAGCGAACAAAAUCAUAUAUGAAGGGCAGCAGGAUGAAUGUGGAGACUCUCAGUAAGGCUGAACUUCUGAUGCUGCUCAGCAUUCUGGAAGGAGAACUGGAAGCGCAGGAUGUGGUCAUACACACACUCAGGGCACAACAGAGAAACACAUUUGUACAGGAGCGAUAUGGACAGUAUGACCUCAGCGACCCAUUUGUAGCACUGCUGAGGGACAGCGAGCUGUCGCAGGCUCAGGAUGAUGGAAGGCAGAGUCCCGUGUGUCUGAAUCCGCUGGGUGUGUUGAAGCUGGUAAUGGCCCACUGCACCAACAUGAAGGAGAAACUGUUAAAACAGCUCGCUGCUGCGGAGAGAAGACACAGACGGGUAAUAGCUGACUUAGAAGAAGAGAAACGAAGACGUGCUCAAGACGCCGCUGCUGGUGAUGACAUAACUGACAUGCUAGAAAGGGAACGAGACAGGCUAUUGCAGCAGUUGGAGUCUGAGAGGGCUCAGCUCGAGCGAUUGGAACGUGAGCGGUCAGUCCUGUCGAGUCAAGCUGUGGAAGAUUUAGCAGAGCAACAGCAGUUAUCCUCAACCCUAGCUAAAGAAUGUCAGAAGGCUACAGCCCGAGCCGAGGAGGAGAGCCAGCGUGUUGCACAGCUCAGCCGCCAGCUGGAACAAGAAAGCAGUGCUGUGGAAAGCCUUAAGGGGGAGCUAGAGAGCGAACGCACUCGUGCUCAGCAGAUAGAGGCGAGAACUGAACGAAAGCUGGCUGAAUUUGAUACAGAGCAUGAGCAGAUGAGAGGGAAACUACUGAAGGAAGAAAAACGAUACCAGGAGCUUUUGGAGCAGUUCAGUAGUCUAAAGAAGGAGUUGGAUGAAAUAAAAGAAAGAGAAAAGGCAGGGUUGGACAAUGAAGAGAAGCUAAAAAUCCCACAUAAAGCAACUUCAGGUAUCACACCUACUGUUAGUCAAGUAGAAGCUGAUGGCAAAAUUACACCUAAAGCAUCUCCACAACAUAAACAAAAUGGUCAUCACACUCCCCGAGAGCCAGAAUUUCCAGCAGAAGAAAGGUGCAAGGAAGAGGGAUUGGCAGACAAUGGGGUAGUACUCCCUGGUGGAAGUGGAGCCUUUCAGUGUCUCUCCCCCAGCAGUCCUGCCUCGUCCUCCCUUAGUUCAUCUCCUUGCUCUUCUCCUGUUCUGACCAAGCGUUUGGCCUCUCUAGGUUGCUCUAGUCCGACCUAUCCUUCUUCUUACCAGGCCAGCAUUAACCAACGAUUCCAAGCAGCACGUCACAAGUUUCAGCAGCAAGCUGAGGCAGAGCAGCAACACGGAGGAAGUGUUGUCCACUCGCCUCGAGACCUCUCUCCAACUGCCUGCACUCCAACCCCUCCAGACAAUUCUACUGCAAAGCAGAUCGCUCGCAACACUGUCACUCAGGUGCUGUCACGGUUCACAAACCCAGUCUCAAGUAAACUCCCUCAGUCCAACAGUUCACCCUUUGGCACUGAUUACCGCAGCCUGGCCGCUGCCUCUUCACCAACAGGGAAGAGUCCAGGCAUUCUCUCACCAGGGAUCCGCUCGCCAAUUAUUCCUAGAGCAGAGAAGUUUCAUCCCCCACCUGUUCCUGCCAAAAAACAAGGGGUCAAUCAGUCUCCCAACUCACCGCUUCCUUCUAGCAGGGCCAGCCACUUCCCCGAGCUCACUGGGAGCUGUGGUCUCACCAGUGGUCAGGAAGAUGCUAAAGAGCUUGACUUGGUUGUGUCUUCAUCUAGUUAAACACCCUAGAGCCCACGGCCAAUUCUUAGCGUUCUCCACUCCAUUCCCUCUAAUGGCAUCUAAAGCACUUAGGGUUUAGUAUGUGGGUCAAACUCAAGGUUAUCUUAUUGUUUUAAUAUUUUACUGUGAUGGUUUAGUGCAGGGGUGUCCAAACUCGGUCCUGGAGAGUUUAACUCCAACCGUAAUUAAACACACCUGAACCAGCUACUCAAGCUCUUACUAGAUACACUAGAAACUUCCUGGCUGGUGUAUUGAAGCAAGUUAGAGCUAAAGUCGGUUGGACAUUGGCCCUCCAGGACUGAGUUUAGACAGCACUGGUCUAGUGUCAUAGUUGCUGGUUCUUGUCUUUAAAGAGAUAGCUGCUGCAAAACCUAAAAUUUGUUUUCCUAUUCUUACCCUAAAUAAUCUUUGAAACGCAAAUUAAGACACCUGAGAGGUUUCUGUCACUCCAAACUUGAAGAUCCAUACUUAGAAUCAAAAAUUAGCAAAUCCAAAAAGGUCAUUGGGGCACUUGUUCAAAAUUUCAUCCAAACCCUUGGGGACCUAACUACACACACACAGUGGUGAAAGUGAAACCUCUUUCAUUAAAACAUCUUAAUUACGGUUUUAAAGAGUAACCAAAGUCUUAGUUUAACAUAAAGAGAAAUAAUGACAGAAUUUGUGUUUAAAUCUUGCUCAUUUAGAAUACCUUCUUUAUCUGACACAUUUCAGGGGCCUCGUUUAUAAAAUGUGCAGAAACCGCUUUAGAUUUGUUCUAUGACAAUUUUGCUAAAGUCCAUAAGUGUGAUAGAAAAAACGAAUGUGCUCACAAAAAAAAAAAAACCUGCUGUCAGAUCUCGACCUUGUAAACGGCCACUAAUUAAUAUCAUUACCAUUCAAAAGAACACAGCAAUAUCCGGAUAUCUGUUUUGAGAAUGACUUUUCAGAGUCUAAAAUUGAGGUCCUGCUGGCAGAGGUAGAGGCUCGAGAUUAUUUAUUUCAGAUAUAUUUUGAUUGUUUAUUUAUUGUGGAUUUUAUGCAUUGGUAAAUCAAGACGUCGCAAUUUCGCUUGUAAUAUAAAAUAUAAAAAACAACAACAUGGAAUAAACUGUGAAGCCUACAACAUGCGAGUAAAGCACUCUCAACAUUAGGCAAUUAAAAGUUCAACUUAAUCUUCCUAACAAAUCUGACAACACUGCACAAUUAACCUCCCACACUGCAUCUUUGUUGUUUUUGAUGAAUUUGGUGCACAUACACCACUUUUAUUAGAUAUCCAUAAUAGCUUCAGUAAUAUGACGUUGGUUUCCCAGUGUUGGUUUGUGGCUGGAAGGGCAUCCGCUGCGUAAAACAUAUGCUAGAUAAGUUGGCAGUUCAUUCCGCUAUGGCGAGCCCUAAUUAAUAAAGGGACUAACGGAAAAGAAAAUGAAUGCAUGAAUAUGAUGUUGCAACAAGGAAAAGUGCAUGCACCUGCUCAGAUCGGGACAUGGUGGUACAGUAAGUACUUUUCCAGUUUUUAUAAAUGACAUGCGUAUACGUACUCUAACAUCAAAUCUGAGCAUACACACAGUUCAUAAAUGAGGCCCCAGGUCUUGAAAAUGAUUAACAAAAAGACAUCCAGGUUGUGAUGUGCAGUGAUGCUCCACGAUGGAGAACCAUUGGUCUUAUGGCUGGGGUGGGCAGCUCAAGUCCAGGAAUGCAACUGUUUGUUCAAGGUUUAGCGCCAUACCUAAUCAAACACACCUCCCUGUUAUUUUAAAGUAAACCUUAUCUACAUUUCCCUAAGCAGCAUGCCACUGUGUUUAACUGUAAUCAAUUAGUGAAGUGUUUGAAGGAAUCUGGGCAUGACACGGUGGCAUUAUUUUCUUCAUUAAUUACCAAAAAGGCACUAAUUGGAAUCAAAAUAAUUUCAGCAGAUGUGCAAAAAAAAAAAAAAAAAAACUGGCAUUGGUUAUCUUUUUUUCAUGCGUAUAUGAUGGAGCUAAACUCUGAAGGACAGUGACAGAGAACCAGAGUUGCCCCCCUCCUGGUCUAGUUGAGAUAGCCAGUGUUGUUGUUGGCAGACUUGGUUACCUGCUUCAGAAUUUGCUUUUCAGUUUAAACAAAUACACCUGGACCAAGGUGAUAAGGAUUAGUUGAAGAUGAAAGGCAGGUUGUAUUGGACAGGGUUGGAACUGAACUCUGCAGGAAGGUAGGAUUAGGAUUAGGCUUGGCAGUGGUUCCCAAUCCAAGACCUGGAGCACCUGCAACUCUGCAUAUUUUUAUGCCUCACACCAGAUUCAACUCAUCAGCUUGUUAAGACUUCAGGAAUUCAAGUGGUUGUGUCAGAAAUCCACAAUGUGUAUUUUUGGGGAUCCUCCAGAACUGGAUUUGUGAACCAUUUUCCCCCCUCAACCCACCCAAAGGGUUUCCAGCACUACUCUUGAACAGAGUUUAGUUCCAACAGUAAUUAAAUAUAACAAGACCCGCUAAUCAAAGUCUUCAGGAUUGCAAGAAAUAUCUCAGUGUGUGUGUUGGAGGAGCUUAGAGCUAAACAGUUUUUGGAAAGUGGUUCUCCAGGAACAAGAUUGAACAUCCCUGCCUUAUCCAUACUGGUCUGGUUGGAAAAGUACACAAAGAGCUUAUACCUCAUUAAAGUUUUUCGAUAUUCCUGAACAAACUCUAGUCUGAGCCCAACUCAUCCCAACUGUGUAAAAUACUUUUUUUUUAAAUAUUUUGUUACUGUUAUUUUAGUACAAAACAAUAGUUUUAUUUAUCCUACAAUUAUAUUGAUGCCAAUUCCUGAUGACCUGUUCACAGAAAUUUAAGGAUGUAUCAGCUUUAACCAACCUACUAAUAAGUAAAUUCUCAAUCAGUCUGGUGAAAGUGUGUUCUAUAUUAAACUCUUGGUUACCUUUUAUUGUCGAGCAGUCAUAUAUGAUGUGUAGUUGCUGUACAUUUCUUGAGUCCACGCCGGAACAAACUACUGGAGAUAUUUUCUGAGGGACUGAUAUGAAACUGUCAUGGAAAAUCUCUGCGUCCUACUGUAUUGCACCACGACCACAUCUUCUGUCGUCAGUCUGCUCAGGAAGCUGCCACCUGGUGGUCGGGCAGCAUUAAACAACAGCCAAACCUGAAAACCUUCUCUGUAAAUGAAGAUUGAAAAUGCUUGUUUAAAUGAUUGUAAACUAUAUUUAGAAUCAAGUUGACAUUUUCUGAGAAUGCAUUCAAUAACAACAUCUGGUUGUAUCACAUGUAUUAUAUAUGUUUAUACUGGACAGUCUUAUAUUUAAAAUGAAAUAUUAACCCUCAAUAUUAGGUAGAACCUAUAGUACCAGUUUACAUGAUUCACAACCAUGGUUAAGCACAAAUCGUCAUAAUUUAAUGGAUACCUUGGGACUUUUUCUUGUCUUACCCGUGUCCUUUUUAAAUAGUCUUUUGAGGUUUAAACUUGACAAGUCUGAAAACAGAAUUUAUGUUUAUGUAAACAUCUUGCUGGCAUGAAGGUAUUGCUCAGAUGAAUACAGCAGCAUAGUCUUACCUUGCUUAAGGAAGGACCAAGGAUGUUAGCUUGUAUGAGUAAAUGUGAUGCAUGUAUCUGUCCUUUCCUACAUAGAUUUCAGCUGCUGUACUGUCAUUUAUUUCUGUAUUUAAAUACCUCACCAUUUCUCCUACUGAAUUGAAACCUCUUUAAGUAGCAGUUUAGAUUUUUACUACUGGCAGGUUUAUUAUUAUUUUUAAUUUUUUUUGGAAAUUUUAUAUUCUUACCAGGGACUUGGACAGACCAGUUUCUAAACUUUUAGCUAGUUGUAUGAAAAUACAGUUUGAUUAGUUGAAUUUUUCCAGAUUAUUUUUACAGCAAGUUAAUGACCUUAAAUGAAUUUAAGACCAACUGUAUUUUCCCCUAAGCUAAUAAAAAUUUUGUUUAAAAGUUUAAAGCUUGUUUUUGAUGUUUUUUUAUGCAGUUAUGAUGUAUCAUUGUAUCAAUUUGCUACAAAUAUAAACACAUUUUCCAUCCA